AAGAUAAAGACUGUAGGAAAUGAGGAGUUUCUUUGUCUAAUCUUCAAUGUGCUUAUUUAUAUUCUUGUUGAGAUUUUCUCUCAGGAACCAAGAGCGAGUAGAUUACGAGAGCACUAGUAAUUACAUGCAAUAUAUAAGUACAAAAAAAAAAUGCCAUUCAAAGGCAAAGUAGCGAUUGUGACUGGUGGUGCUCGUGGAAUAGGGAGAGCAUAUUCUACAGCACUUUUAAAUGAAGGAGGCAAAGUUUGCGUCUGUGACAUUAAUGAAGACAUUGCAGAAGAAUUUCUUAGUGGUUUGCCUGAAGACGUAAAAGGAAAUGCUAUUUUUCAAAAGUGCGAUGUGACUGUAUACAAUGAUUUGAAAGAUGCUUUUGACAUAGCUGUUAGAAAUUUUGGACGACUUGAUCUGGUAGUCAACAAUGCCGCAAUACUUGAUGAAAGCAAAAUGGUGAAAACUAUUGAAGUCAAUUUUAUAGCAGUCGCCAAAAGUAUCCACCUUGCUUACCAAUACAUGGGUUUGGAUAAAGGAGGAAAAGGCGGUUCCAUAGUUAAUACAUCAUCCAUUGCAGGUCACACGGCUAAUCCACUUUGUCCAAUUUAUACUGCAACAAAACAUGCUGUCAUUGGAUUGACUAAGAGCUAUGGGUCCGAUUACCAUUUGAAAAAAAGUGGAAUUAAGAUGUACGCCAUUUGCCCAGGCCAAGUCAACACACCGUUGUGUCAAGAUUUCAUUUAUCGAUGCAUUGACGCAGAAGAAGGAAAGAAAUAUGUGGGAAAACUCCCGUGGACUUCGGUAGAAGAUUUAGGCAAAGGAUUGAUUAAACUGUUAGAGGAUGGCAAAAAUGGAUCUGUAGUACAAAUAGAUGAAAAUGGAUUCAAUUACGUCUAAAGACUACAGAUAUUUUGUAUUCUUUUUACAAUAAAAAUAAUGUACACGAAAAAUGUUU
Molecule: messenger RNA, 946 nt
Organism: Parasteatoda tepidariorum (common house spider)
Lineage: Eukaryota; Metazoa; Arthropoda; Arachnida; Araneae; Theridiidae
Source: RefSeq, a predicted model, not a curated record